Sclerotinia trifoliorum is the source of this 2317-nucleotide messenger RNA. The record is from the annotation of a GenBank genome assembly. NCBI's taxonomy places the organism in Eukaryota, Fungi, Ascomycota, Leotiomycetes, Helotiales, Sclerotiniaceae.
AACCCACCAACCCACCAAUGCAUCAUUAUCUUCAAAUGGUCAUCGUCGUCGACGUGGAGUUCUAUUACAAUAUGAUUUCGAAAAAAUUCCAGUCAAUCGCCAAACAUCAGAUCAAAUUGGUGAGAUAUCGGUGAGUAACUGUGUGUUUGAUUUAUAAUUUAGAACAUCUUUAUCUUUGUGUCUCUAUAUCUAUCUUCUAUCAUGAUAAAUCUAUAGCCACAUAAACAAGACAUUACACAACAUUUACUCCCGUCCAAAAUGGCUUCAUCCAACCACUCAGAUGAAGAAACACCCCUCCUCUCCGAUUCCACCACCCAAUCACCAUCUAUCUUAGGAGAUCCUUCUGCAUCUGCAGAAGCAACAAUUAUUCCAGAUGAACCCAGUACCAAACGUCUAGUAAUUACCCUAGGAGCAGUCUGGGUAGGUGUUUUUCUCGGUGCUCUCGAUUCAACUAUUAUCGCAACCCUCUCUGCCAGUAUCUCUACAUCUUUCAACUCCCUUUCUCUUCUCUCCUGGCUCGCUUCCGCAUAUCUAAUAGCAAACGCUGCAUGUCAACCGCUUUCUGGUCGUCUUACCGAUAUCUUCAGUCGAAGAACUGGCCUGAUCGUUAGCAAUAUACUUUUCGCUGCAGGAAACCUAAUAUGCGGAUUGGCAGAUAGUCAAUGGGUGAUGAUAUUUGGGCGAGUGGUCGCAGGAUGUGGGGGUGGAGGUUUAAUGGCAAUAAGCACUUUUGUGGGAAGUGACUUGGUUCCGCUUAGAAAGAGAGGAGUCGUGCAAGGAAUUGGAAAUAUUUGUUAUGGGACGGGAGCGGGAUUGGGAGGUAUUUUUGGAGGUUGGAUAAAUGAUAAUUGGGGAUGGAGAAUGGCUUUUCUGGUUCAAGUACCUUUUAUUAUGGUUUCUGGAGUCGUGGUUGCUUGUUCCGUCAACAUCCCUCCUAAGAAAAGCGAAAAGUCGAAAUUAUCAAGAGUCGAUUUCUUAGGCUCAUUUACCCUGGUUCUUACACUCGUUCUUCUUCUCCUAGGACUUAAUUCCGGUGGAAAUAUAGUUCCAUGGAAUCACCCCCUCGUCUAUGUUUCGCUAUCUCUUUCUCUGCUUUCCCUACUUGGUUUCAUCUAUAUCGAACUAUACAUCGCAUCCGAACCCGUCAUCCCCGUACGACUCCUCGUCAACCGUACCGUUCUCGCCGCCUGUCUUACAAAUUGGUUCGUCACAAUGGUUAUCUUCAUGAUUAUCUUCUACGUACCACUAUACUAUCAAGUCCGUGGUGUAUCAACCACUGCCUCUGGUAUGCGACUUAUCCCCCAAUCUAUCGGUGCCUCUAUAGGUUCUUUAGGUUCUGGUAUCAUCAUGAAUAGGACUGGCAAAUAUAAAGCCACUAGUCUUAUUACACUUACCAUGAUAGUUAUCGGUACUGGUUUAUUGGUAACUUUAAACCCAAAUACUCCAGAUUGGCCAAUCUAUAUCUAUCUCUCCUUAACAGGAAUCGGUUACGGUGCAAUCCUCACUACCACUCUUUUGGCCAUCAUCUCAGCAGUAUCUCAUGAUCAUCACUCCGUCAUCACAUCAGCAUCCUAUGCAUUCCGUUCCACGGGUUCCACAAUAGGUAUCACAGUCGCAAGUGCAGUAUACCAGAAUAUACUUAAAACACAACUGUGGGAGAAAUUCGGAGAUCAACCUAAUGCUGAGGAAAUCAUUAAGAAGAUUAGAGAUUCUUUUGAUGAGCUGAAUAACCUUCCUGAAGGUUGGAAAGAGGGUGUCAUGGAGAGUUAUAUGGAUUCUUUUAGAGGGGUUUUCUUGACGGCUUUGGGUUUUGCGGUGUUGAUGGCGGGGGUGGGGAGUAUGAUGAAGCAAAAUGUUUUACAUGAGAGAUUGGAUAGGAGUUAGGUGCUGAGGUUUGAACCUCAGAACUUGAACUUUGGACCUUGGAUGUUGGAAGGUUUGGGUUUGGGUUUUUUGAAUAAUGGGAAGAUUUAUUCAACGAGGGGGAUGGAUCAGUUGAGAUGUUUUCGAAUAUUUAACAUCUUAUAUAUAUGAACUUCGAAAAGAGAACUUUCACAAAGUUUGAUUCGAUGUUUCGUCUAUGGUACUGGAAUCAAAAUGGAGAGUAUAUUGUAAGUAUACUAGACUUAAAUUGGGGCAAUACAAUGCAAUGAGAGGAGGAUAUAAAGAGUUGAAGUCGGAAGAUAUAUUAGAUAUAGAUGAUAUAUAUGAGGGGAAAUUGUAACCUUAGAUACUUGGAUAUAUAUAUAUGCAUUCUCUUCAACUUAUCAUUACACUAAAACACACGAAUAGGAUUAAAAAAUUAAGAAACUCUACA